UCGCACCCCACAAACUUGUACACAAAGCAGGAAAGAGAGAGAAAAGGGCUAAAAGGCCGAGGAGAUGAUGCAGGAGAGCAUGCUCUCGGCUCGACGGUCUCCGCCGAGCCAGGAGGAGGAUGACGGAGACGACGAGUCCAAGAUCCGGAAGCACGCCUUCCUCGCCGCCCGGAUCUCUAUGCACGCCCGGCUUGCUUCCGCCUCGCACUGCCUCGCCGUCUCCCUCUCUCUCCUUCUCCUGCUCCUCGUCGCCUCCUUCUUCCUCUCCCGCUCGCGCCCCGUGAUCUGUGUCCCCGCCUACGAUUCCAUCGCCCGCACCACCCUCUUUGAGGCCAGCCUCGAGGGCCUCGCCUCCGAUUUCGGAUCCCUUGGCGUUCCCUGGUGCAGAUCGAAACACGGCAAAACAGUAGAAUGGACGACAAAGGAUCUACUCAAAGGCUUGGAAGAGUUUGUACCGAUCUAUGAGACCCGUCCAAUUAAGAACAACAUGUAUGGGAUGGGCUUUGACCAUAGCUUCGGACUCUGGUUCAUGGCCCGUUGGCUGAAGCCAGAUCUGAUGAUUGAGAGUGGUGCUUUCAAAGGACAUUCGACAUGGGUCCUUCGACAAGCAAUGCCAGGGACACGGAUUAUAUCGCUGUCACCCCGACACCCAGAGAAGUAUCUGAAGAAGGGGCCCGCCUAUGUGGAUGCAAACUGCACUUACUUCAGUGGGAAGGAUUUUUUGGAUUUUGGAAGUGUCGACUGGGGGAAUGUUAUGAGGAAGCAUGGGAUUUCAGAUCUCAGUCGGGUGCUUGUAUUCUUUGAUGAUCACCAGAAUGAACUAAAAAGAUUAAAACAGGCACUGAAAGCUGGAUUCCGGCAUCUUAUAUUUGAGGAUAACUAUGAUACUGGAACUGGAGAUCAUUAUUCCCUAAGGCAAAUCUGUGAUCAAUUUUAUAUUAGAGGUGGCGGGCAUAGCUGCUUCAAAGAUAGUGAUGAGGCAAGAAUAAGGAUGAAAAGAAAAAGGUUCUGGGAGAAGGCUGUUGAUGUUGAUGUACUAUGUGGGGAGGGGGAAGCAUGGUGGGGUGUUAAAGGAUACAUGCGUGAUGACUUUAAUCACAGCAAUAAGGCAAUAUCCUAUGCAGAACAUUUUCAAAAUAGCAGGUUUGUGGAGUCAGUGUUGGACGUAUAUUGGGAGCUCCCACCAGUGGCCGGUCCCUCCCUUACCCAUCAAACUAGAUAUGACCCUUCUCGUGCACCUGAUCCAAUUGUUGAAGAUGGAACGUAUGGUUUAUUUCGGAGGCUUGGUCUAGCAAGACUUGAAACCUCAGUAUUUAAUGGAUACACACAGAUGGUAUAUCUUCAAAUAUCCGCCCCGACCUCUUAAGUAUAUGGGGUCUUGUCAUUGAUGUGCGCUGGAUCCAAAAAAAAAAAAAUGGUGGGCUCGAGUUUUGUAUGGCAUAUGGAAUCUAUGAUCUAUUUCAUCUUGUUAAAAUUGUUUCUUCUUUACUCAUGCAUGUUUACUCCUACCUUUUGUAAAUACAUGUUUUCCAUUUUAAUAGAUUUGCAACAUCAGUGUCAUUAAUAAUGUACUCUUAGAGUUCUGAUUUGUACGUUAAUAUCCUGAUUAUAGUUUAGCCUUUUAGCCUUCAG
Messenger RNA from Elaeis guineensis (African oil palm), 1632 nucleotides. RefSeq lists its product as uncharacterized. NCBI's taxonomy places the organism in Eukaryota, Viridiplantae, Streptophyta, Magnoliopsida, Arecales, Arecaceae. The record is from RefSeq and is a predicted model, not a curated record. Gene Ontology annotation, cellular component: endomembrane system.